GCUCAGUGAGCAACAGAGAAAGAUGUUUCUGUCCAUCAGCAACAGCACAGUUUGCAUGGGAGUAACCGAGAGCCGGGGCAUCCUUGAGAGCAUCCAGAGGUUCUCCCUGCUGCCCACCUACCUCCCGGUCACCUACCACAUCAACAAUGCUGACGUGUCCUUCUUCCUGAAGGAGGCCAAUCAGGACAUCAUGCGCAACUCCAGCCUGCAGUCCAGGGUUGAAUCCUUCCUCAUCUAUAAAACCAAGCAGCUGCCGGCGCUCAAUGCCAGCUAUGGGCCCUUCUCCAUCGAGCAGGUGGUGCCGCAGGACCUGAUGCUGCCCACCAACCCCUUCGGCUUCACCAACACGUUCUCCCUGAAUUGGAAGCUGAAGGCCUCCAUCCUGCGCGACAAGAUCUACCCGAGCCGCCCCAAGGUGCAGGUCCUCUUCCACCUGCUGGGCCGGGCCUGGGAUGAGCCGCGGCCCACGGAGAGGCUGCCCUGCCUGCGUGUCUUCGCCUUCCGGGAGACUCGCCAGGUGCAGGGCAGCUGCCAGCUGGGCGGGGCCCUGGGGCUGUGUGUGGCAGAGCUGGAGCUUCUGGCCAGCUGGUUCGGCCCUCCGACGGUGGUGGCUGGAAGGAGGAAGCCGGCGGAGCAGCCAGAGGGGAGCCCCGUGGAGCUGUACUACUCCGUGCAGCCCGGGGACGUGCAUGGGGACUGCUCCCAGGAGGACCCAUGGGGGAGCAGCAGCGUGCGGACGGGUCACAGUGACAUCGAGGAGUCCGGGCCACCCUUGCACAGAAUUGGGAGCGUCUACCUCUACCAGACCCACAGCAGCCCAGCCCUGAAGGAGCUGCGCCUGGACAGCAACGUCGCCGUGCACUACGUCCCCAAGACGGCUCACCAGGGUGAUGUGUUGACUUUCCCUGUCUCCGUCUCCAGAAACUGCACGGAGGACCGCUUCACGCUGAGGGCCAAGGUGAAGAAAGGCGUGAGCAUCAUUGGGGUGAGGCCCAGCAGCCCCUCUGUCUGGGACGUCAAGGAGAGCACAGAGCACGCCGGGAAGUAUGCCCCCGCCGUCAUCCUGUGUCACAAGAAGUCUGCUGCCCCUGCCGGCAGUGCAGACAAUAGCUCUGAGGAAGUCAUGCAGAUUGACGUGGAAGUAGAAGAGCCCAGUGACCCUCCAGCCACACAGCUUGUCACAUGGCAGGUGGAGUACCCUGGAGACAUCACCUCCGACCUGGGUGUGUCCAAGAUCUACGUAAAUCAGAAGGACUUGGUCGGAGUGAUCCCGCUAGCCAUGGAGGCGGAGAUCCUGAACACGGCCGUCCUCACGGGGAAGACGGUGGCAGUGCCGGUGAGGGUGGUCUCGGUGGCGGAGGAUGGCACCGUGACUGGGCCACUGGAGUCCGUGGAGUGCAGGUCAUCCGAUGAAGACGUGGUUAAGGUGUCCGACAGGUGUGACUAUGUCUUUGUCAAUGGGAAGGAAAUGAAAGGCAAGGUGAAUGUGGUGGUCACCUUCUCCUACCAGCACCUGGUCAGCCCCCUGGAGAUGACUGUCUGGGCGCCCCGGCUCCCGCUGCAGAUUGAGGUCUCGGACACAGAGCUCAACCAGAUCAAGGGCUGGAGAGUCCCCAUUGUCUCCAACAAAAGGCCGGCUCGGGACAGCGAGGAGGAGGACGACGAGGAGAGGCGGGGCCGCGGCUGCGCGCUGCAGUUCCAGCGCGCCCUGGGGCGGGUCCUCACACAGUUUGUGGCCGAGGCGGCCGGGCCUGGGGGACAGCUGGCCCACCUGCUGGGCGCGGACUGGCAAGUGGACAUCACAGAGCUGAUCGGUGACUUCAUGCAGGUGGAGGAGCCCAGGAUUGCCAAGCUGCAGAGGGGACAAAUCCUGACCGGGCAGGAGCUGGGCAUGACCACCAUCCAGAUCCUGUCCCCACUGUCAGAUGCCAUCCUGGCUGAGAAGACCAUCACUGUGCUGGAAGAGAAGGUGACCAUCACAGACCUGGGGGUCCAGCUGGUGACGGGACUGUCCCUCUCCCUACAGCUCAGUCCCGGGAGCAACAGGGCCAUCUUUGCCACUGCGGUGGCCCAGGAGCUGCUGCAGAGGCCCAGACAGGAAGCAGCCAUCAGCUGCUGGGUGCAGUUCAGCGAUGGCUCUGUCACUCCCCUGGACAUCUAUGAUGGGCAGGACUUCGCACUGGUGGCCACGUCCUUGGAUGAGAAAGUGGUCUCUGUCCAGCAGGACCCACGGCUCCAGUGGCCAGUCCUCGCAGCCGAGACAGAGGGACAGGGCACGCUGGUGAAGGUGGAGAUGGCCAUCAGUGAGCCAUGCCAGAAGUCCAAGCGCAAGAGCGUGCUGGCCGUGGGAACAGCCUCCGUCAGGGUCAAAUUUGGCCAAAGUGACGCCAACCCCAACAACAGUGACAUCCAGCGCACAGGGGAGGCCAGUCACCUGGAAAACAGCAUGGGUGAUGGGUCCACAAAGCUCCUGCCAGAAUGGGGGUCCCCGGACAGUCGGCUCCAGAGCAGCUCUUCCUCUGUGGGCCUCAGGGAGGGCCGGGGCGGCUCCACACCAAGGCCGAGCUUCCCCAGGGGCCGGGGUCAGGGCCAUGCGCAGGAGGACAGCAGCCCCCCGCACACUGUGGACCUCGCCGACCUCACCAGGGGUGAUACGGACAUGGAGGGCGGCAGCCUGGCCCAGGCACCCAAGGGCCUGAGUGACCUGGAGAUCGGCAUGUACGCGCUGCUGGGCGUCUUCUGCCUGGCCAUCCUCGUCUUCCUCAUCAACUGCGCCACCUUCGCCCUGAAGUUCAGGCGCAAGCAGGUGACGCUCGAGGGCCAGGAGGGCCUGAGCCGCGCACAUGACUGGGUGGGGCUGAGCAACCGGACAGAGCUGCUGGAUGCCCAGGCAGCCUUGAGCUCCUGCCCUGAGGAGCAGAUCACGGCCAUCGGCCGGGGCGAGGACCCAGAAGAGAGCAAGUACCUCCUGCUCGGCACAGGCGCCCCCGGCCCCAGUGGGCAGCUGCUCCCCCCCACGGAAGUUGCACCUGCAGACAGCGAGGGGCAGCGUGCUGAGCUGCCCACAUCCCCUACCUCGAAAAGGAAAAGAGUGACCUUCACGACCUUCACCGCCAUGGCACCAGGUAAUGUUCCAGCCAGCAGCGCCAUCGUGCUGAGCCAGGAGGCUGACAUCCAGUGGGCCUGCCAGGGCCGGGUGGCUGUGCGAGGAGGCGUAGGCCGGCACCUGCCAUUCCCAUUCACCUUUCAGCCUUUAACCCCGCACGUGUGGCCGCACCCCCAGAAGACGAGGCUUGCGCCAGCACCAAGGCCCCGUGUGGACGUGCACAGCAAGGUUGUUGAAAUGCAGAACCAAAUGAGCCUGUGUUGUGGCCUGGGGGAGAGUGGUCCCUCUCCGCCUUUGUAGAAUCCACACACACAGCCCCCCUGUGUUCAGCUGAGUGUGCCCGCUAGGUGGUAGGAAGUGUGUCCCUGGGAUUGGGAGCAUGCCUGGGCACAGCUAGCUCCAGGAGACGGCGAUUUCCCCAAGACAGGGCCAAACUGCCCAGGAGCAGACGCAGGACAGAGGGAACAAGUGGGCAGAUGGCCACAGCCAUGUGUAUAGCCACACACCAAGGUCACACACUCACCCACACUCACGCGUGCACACACUCGCGGUUCUUCUGAGUGCCCGGGUGGCCUCUUCAUAACUGAGGUCCCCAGCGGGCUGUGUGGUCUCAUCAGGGUCAAUGAUCUGAGCUCUUCCGCACCUCAGCACCUCACCCUUCCAGAAGCUGUGGGCCCGGGUGGCCAGGGAGGGUGGCGUCCAGCAUGCAGCCAGCCUCCUAUCCAGGCUCCAGCCUGGCUCCAGUGACAUCCCCCAGAAAGGAGCCAGGGGUCUUGGGGCUGAGCUGUGUCCGGAUCCAACACAGGCCGUGAGCACUAUCCAGCGCAGCUGCUCCUCUGCAAGGAAGAGGGCUGUCUGGUGAUGGGUCUGUCCCUGUCCACUGCUCAGAGGUGGGGCAGGGCGCACAGGGCCUGUCCGGAAGUGGCCCGGAUGGGGCUGUGCCCUGCAGGGUGGGAGGCCUGGUGCCCAGGGAGGCGGAGCAGAGCAGGCCCCACUGGUGGUCAGGGUGACCUGGGGCCCAGACCCUUCAGGGAUGACCAGCCGGGCUGGGCUGGACAAUCCUAGGCCCCUGCACAGGCCCAGCAGGACGGCAGAGUUGGCCUCUCGCUGGCCCUGGUGACUGGUGACUACCUUCUCCUCACCCGCUGCUCUUCCUGGCUCUGCCCACUUCCUUCUGCUUCCGCUCCACCCUGUCAUUUUCUCUCUGUCCCAUCUCCUCCUCCUGCUCCUAUCAUCCUCCCCUCUUCUCCUCUUCCUUCCUCCUCCUCCUCUCUCACUCCUUCUCUCUCCCUCCUGCUCACUGACCCCGUCCCCUAAGGACCACCGCAAGUCCCCGGCUCCCCCAGCUGUGGUGCUACAGGUGCUGAGACUUCGCCUGGGCCUCCUCACCCUCAUGACUGCCCUCCUCUCUGUCUCCUCCUCUCCUUUGUCCAAGCGACAUUCUUACCAUUGACCACUGCCUGCUCAGGUCCGGGGGCAGAGACGUCCUGUGGACGGAAGUGUGAUGUGUAUUUAUAAAGCGCCCACUGUACAUGGAUAAAUGUGCGCUCCAUGGCUGUGCUGUCUGGUGUCUCUGCUCCCAGCCCUCCCCACACUUGGCCUGGGCAAUGGAGACGCAGCUCUCAGGUCCUGGCACAGCCCAGCCGUACCCUGACAGUGCAUAGUGCGCUCUGCGCAUCAAGGGAGGGGACACACGGGGAUACAGUGCAAGGCGUGCUGAGCCCUCUUCUCCAGGGAGGGCCUGCAAGAGUUCCACAUGCAAGAGUCCCACAUCCCUCCUGAAAGACUGCUGAGGGGAGGAGAGCCGGGUGGGCAGCAGGGGUACUGUGCCUCCCCUGGGGUCCUUCAACCCAGGAAGCCCUGAGAUGAAGCCAUACAGGGCAGAGCUGGUGACGCCCAGCCACAGAGACACAGGGGCCCAGCCAGAAGUGACGAUGGCAGGCACCUGUUCACUGCCUGGAGCAGCUGGGGCAGACCUGGCCCACACAGGCCUUACUCACUGUUGGGGGACAGCAACCAGCAGAGCCACUUUCUGGCAGCCCCCAGGUUCACAGAUGACCACAGGGCAGGCUGCAGUGCAGUUAAAGACCAACAUUCAAACAUAAGUCCUCUGCACGAGACUCCCAGAUCUUCCCAGGCAUAUGCAUUUGGGGGGCAGCCCAACCCCGGGCGUGUUACAGGGGUCCCUCCCGCCAUCCUCCCAGUCAGAAGGCCCUUUCCAGUUGUCCCCAUGACCCUGCUGUUCACACAACAGGGGAAUAUUUCUCCUGUCUCCCCCCAUGAGGACAACAAAUCAGCAGGAUGGGCGAUCCUGUGACAGAGCCAGGAGCUUGCUGUCCGUGACGGAAGUGAGUCCUGCAGACACAGUAGCACUGUUUAAAGGGCACAGCCCAAGAUGCCAGAAGGUGGCCUAUGUGCAGAGCUCAAGGCGGCAGUGACAUGAAGCCACAAGGGGCUGUGUUCCCACAGGGUCUCUGAGCAUGAGCAGACAUCUCUGUGCUUCCCUGGCUCCUGGCCUGUGAGCUCCUUUGCCCCCCUGUGGGCUCCGGGGUCCCCAGGGCCCACCUCAGUGCCCCAGUGAGGUUGCAUCUGCUCACUGCCUCUCAGCCUGCAGGGACUUCACUGUGGCAGGACUGCAGACUGGGUGGUGUGAACAAUGCACACUUGGUAUUUCGCAGAUUGUGGGCAAAAUCUGAGAUUGAGGCAUUGGCGGAGAUCCAUUCUGGCCCCUCCCAGCCCGUGGUGUGCUCCUCCUGCUCCCUUGCCUUGUGCAGGUGUCACCCUGUGUCUGCCUGUCUCCACCUGGCAUUCUCUCCCUGAGGGGUUGGGGACCAGGGCAUUUUCCUGUGGACUUCUAGGACACAGCCCGGAAUGCUGGCCUCUGUCUGAAAGUCCCAAAGCCCGCCGCACCCCGCAUCACACCCACUUUGCAAAAGAGGAACAAAGCCCCAUGUUUGUAUCAGCUCCCCGAGCGGCCACACCAGCACCGCACAUCCAGUGGUUGAGGGCAGCAGCUCUGGAGGCUGAGUCGUACCCCAGCAUGGCAAGUUGGUCCCUUCUGAGGCUGGGAGGACGAUGGGCACCCGCACCUCUCCCGGCCCCGGGGCUGUUGGCCGUGCUAGGGCUGGGUAACUUGUGGAUGGUCACUACUUCUGCUGCAUCGUCUCCUGGCCCCUGGGUGGCUCUUUGUCCACACUCUUCAUUCUCUCUUAAGGGGCCCUGAGUGAGGGCCCCUCUACUACAAGACAUCAUCUCACCCUGGUUACCUCUGCAAUGACCCUGCCUCCACAUAAAGACAAAUUCACAGGUACUCAGCAUCAGGAUGCCAACAUUUUCUUCAGUAAAACACAGUUCUAACCAUCUCAAAGAGCAGUACUUGGCAAGGAAGAAACCCUGUCUUGCUAUUAAUCUUUUCACUGCAGGUGACCUAAAAAAAUAAGCGUCUCGGUCCAGUCUGUUUUCUUUAUAUACUGUGACAGAGCCAUGCUUACGGGAGGCAGCAAAUGACAAACCUUGUUUUGAGUGAAUGAGUGGGGGUGGAGGUUUGUUUGGAUGGACAGAUGGAUGGAUGAAUGGACAGACAGACAAAUACCAAUUUACAGAACAUGGGUGACGUAGGCUCAGUCUUAUACAUUAAGGUGACCGUCUAAUGGGAGCCAGGAGGUGGCUACUGCCAGAGGUUGAUCGUAACAAUUCUCACAGCUCUGCACUAGGGACUGGAUGCUGGACUUUUGCUGAGUCCUGUAGGGAAACAAUAGUCCAGAUCACUUCUUUCCCUCAGAGACACAGGGAAGGUCUCCUCUCCUCCAUAACCCUCGAUGGUUUCUCAUGAGGCCUCACCUCUGUGGACAAGGCCGGGUGUGACCAAGCCAUCCUGUCCUUCUAGCUGAAGUCCCUAGUCAGAGUCCUGCCCACUGUCUCCUGCCCGGCCAGUACCUCCCACAGAUACGGUUUACCCAGA
Molecule: messenger RNA, 7067 nt
Organism: Fukomys damarensis (Damara mole-rat)
Lineage: Eukaryota; Metazoa; Chordata; Mammalia; Rodentia; Bathyergidae
Gene: Tmem132d
Product: transmembrane protein 132D
Source: RefSeq, a predicted model, not a curated record